CAGUCACGUGGCAAUAGCCAAACGGGAGCCGACAGCACAAGCACUGUGGACGCUCGACACCAGAAACAGCCCCUGCGACAACCGUACGACAGCUUCACGACCCAACACCCAGCGACGACACGAACGCCGGGGCAUCGGCUGCAGCGUAAACGACCGCAACAUACCGGAAAAUCCCCCCGACGACACCGCCCGAACUCGAGUAUUCCAAUGGUCGUCCUCCGCCGUCGCGUCCAUGGCUUUCAGCGGAGGUAGCGCGGGGGGCAUAAUGGCUGGACAGAGCCCGAGUCCAUUCGCCCAGUCUGGGUUUGGGGGUAAGUGUGUCCUGCCCCUAUGUGCCCCUAAGGUGUCCUGUCGCCGGGAGAUGAUGAACGCUCCACGAUCUGGGCUCCGCCGCCCGCCCUAGCCUUUGUUUUCUGCCCUCGUCGCCCUGCCACGACAGCGCAAAAAAAUCCCCAGGAAACGAGGAGAAGCGACGCGUAUUCCUCUCCGCAUCUCUUCCUGCUGUCAAAACCCACGCCCGAAUUCUCCAUCAAAACCCGCGCCCGAGCUUUGCCCUCGAAAUCCCUUCACUUCUGAGCUUCACCCUCAAAAAGUCGAUCGUUGCGCGCGCACUCUGUCGGGCACCACCCCGGAUCAACCCGCUAUCGACUCAAUCGCGCUGAGGCCGAAGCCUGGGGAAAACGUCGAGCGCCUAGCCUGCAAGCGCGCCGAGGACCCGGACUGUUUCCGCGCUCUCGGGGCGAGGUUGGCGGCGCGUCGCGGUGCGUCGACUUGGCAUAGUCCACUCGAGGACUCCAACGCGGACAACUUUUUCCUUUUGUCCACUGGCUGCUCAACAAGCACUGGACACGACAAACAAAGACCGCCAAGCCGCCCAGCAGCGCAUCAGCCCUCCUUCACAAUCACACCGAAAGCAGAGAACAAAGGCACUUUGGCGCGGCGGAACAAACCCCCAAAGGCCGACAUACUGACGCAAGAUCGCGCAGGGAGUCCAUCUCCAAACCCGGCCGCGAACCCGUUCGCUAGGAAUUCCUUUGGCACAACAACUACAUCGACCCCCUUCGGAGCCCAGACUACGUCAACACCUUUUGGAUCGGGACCCUCUGCGCCCUUCGAUAGCCAGCAGCCCGCGACGACACCUUUUGGGGCACAGUCUUCCACUACCUUUGGCGGCCAGGCCUCGCCAAGUCCCUUCGGCAACCAGCAGCCCACAACGAUGGUCUUCGGCGGCUCGAAUGGAUUUGGCACCCUCUCCCAGAACUCGAACUUCAGCAAUGCUAUGUCUCAACCAAACGUGGCCAGCAGCGCAUUAACCCCCAGUCCGUUUGGACAGCCUUCAGCAUCUUCCAAUCCUACACGGUCAGGUUUCGGGAGUGCACCGAACCCCUUCAACAGCCAUAACCAAACGGACCACAAUAUGAGGCGGGGUAGCACCAAGAAGAAUAGGAAGCCGAACUUGACGGAGUCUUUGGCGAAGAGCGGCACUUUCGUCACAGAGGGUGCUAAUGGUGAGCCAAGGGUAACCAAGGGCAACCCGUCAAAUGCGCCCCCAGGCUCCAACAAUCCUGUAUCGAACUCGUCGCUCCAGAACCCCUUCCAGAAGCUCAGCGACGCCCAGGUCGGACCCGCAUCCGCAAAGUCCAAGCAGGGGAGCAUUGCCAGGUUCACCGCGGCAGCUCCAAUUGCGACACUGGAGGAGUAUGCGACGGCAGUCAAAAACCAGCUCAAGAAGGAUGGGGUAGCGGACCUCAUCAUUCCAGCUGAUCUCUUCGACCCCAAGAAGCGCCCGCAGGCCAUCGCAUUCAGACAGAAGCACCUGGAGAGCCACCAGAACAAAGUGAGGGCGUCGUUGGAGAGGGGUGGUCUGAUCGAUAUCAGAGACAAGCAAAUUCGCAUCGAGGAUGCCGUCGACUUCCGAGGCACGUGCGAGGACAUGUGCCCAGUUUACGAAGUGGUCACCAGACUCGCCGAGAACCUCGCCUUGAUCGAGGAACGAGCGGAGGGCCCAGAUGGCACACCAUGGGCGGUUAGGGACAUGUUUGUCAAGCGCCACGCCCGCUCAUCUGCCGGCGAGUCGUCUGUCCUACCAAACGAGGUGCGCACAAUCGGUGCUCUCGAGCGAACAACCGCCUACCUGCUCGACCAGGUGCUUCAAGGGGAGCACAACCUACGAGAUCGCCAUGCGUUCCUAUGGGAUCGCCUUCGAGCCAUCCGACGCGACUUCACUUUCCAGAGUCGGAUGUUACCUGAGGAAAGCUUGCGCAUGGUUCACGUUCUUGAAACCAUCGCGCGCUUCCACGCCAUCUCGCAUCAUCUCCUUGCGCGGAAGGGCGCCGCGAAUGUCGAGUACUCGGCGCAGCAGGAGCGUGAGGCAUUCCAGAAGACACUCAUCUCGCUCAAGGCUGCGUAUGGCGAUCUACACAAGCAGGGUAUCAAAUGCGAGAACGAGCCCGAGUUUGUCGCCUACUGGAUCAUCUUCUUCGCCAACGACGCUUCGGACAUCCUACAGAUCGAGAAAGAGAUGAUGACCCGAAACUGGGGAUCCUCUAACCAGGUGCAGACGGCCAUCUCGCUGGUCCAGGCGCGUCUGGAACACACAACGCCGCUUAGGGCCAAGCUCAAGAACCACAAUCAAAAGAAGUACCUCUACUUCCCAAGCUUGGCUGUCGGCGCGGCUACAGCCUACUUGGACAUAGUGGCAGAUCGCUCUGUGUCCUUCGCCAUGGCCUGUGUGGCCGAGAUGAGCUUUAGCCUGAUCCGGUCGGUGCAUCUUCGCAAGCUCGUAAAGGCCUGCGCGCGAGGCCGGGACUCCCCCAAGGACGUCACCCCAGCGAGUCUGCAAAAGCUCUUAAGGUUUGACACAGAGCAGGAGGCAGUCGAAUUUGUGAAGGAGCGAGGUCUCAAGUUCUCCGAUGACGGCAGUCACGUCUUGGUCAUGAGAAACCAGCCGUUGCCAGGCGUAUCUACCGAUGCCGUCUUCUCGCAAUUCGUCGAGCGAAAGCGUUGCAACCGACCGCUUCUAGAGGUUAUCCGGAACAACGUUUUUGAGGAGGAUGUGCCGUCGGACACGGUCGGGGCCAGAGCUCCAAACAGUCCAGAGGGCAUGUUUGUCGAUGACUUCCCUGAAAGCCCGGCGAAGACACCAGCUGCACCUAUCAGCGCCAAGCCAGACACAACACGGGCUAAGAACCCCCCAAGCAAGCCACCGAAGAAUCCAUUCCAUUCCGCCAAUACCCCAGCCUCAAUCACGAGCCCAUUUGGCCAAGCAUCAUCAGCCUUUCCCCAGGCCCCACCCCUAGGACCAUCACAAGGGAACUCCAUCAAACCAUCGCUUAUAGGCACCGUAGUGUCAAAGUCAACUCAAUCUCCAACUCUGGGUCCGUUCGGUGCUUCUAUGGGAAGUACCACCUCGAGCAGCUGGGCGGCAUCCACUACACCUAAGCCAAACCCCUUUGGCGCUCCCUCUGCUGUGGGAGUUGGACUAGCGGGUCCUGCAGCAAGCAAUGCACCCAAGACGAAUCCCUUCGCCACAGCCGUGCCUUCACAGCUGCCAUCAGCGCCCUCAGGAACGCCACCAAAUACAGUCUCGCAGCUUCUGCAGAACAAUGCGGGAUCUCCGGCGCCAGCGGCCCCAUCCCUAGCUCUAGGACAGGGUCUCGGUCCGGGAUCUGCAAGCAGCAUUUUUGCCAGCUCGCCAUCCCCGCUCCAACCAGCCCAAUCUGCGCCGCCAACUACGUCCAUAAUCCCCAGCUCUACGCCAGCUCCGGCGUCCCUCUCCCAAACCAUCCUCGGACCAGGUAUUGGGGUUGACAAGCAGCAGGAGGAGCCCACGGCUACAGCAUCGGGCAUGUCACUGAUGGACAAGAUAGCUGCCGCUAAACAAAAGAAUGGGUUUGUAGCAGAAGACCCUACACCGCAACCCGCUGCCAAGCCAGCCCCGCAGCCGCCACAGAUUGACUUUCCCAAGCUCGAUACCCCAGCCCCUGCCUUGCCUACUCAGUUGCCCAUAGCACCUCCGCCGCCCAAAGUGGACCCGAUGAAGCAGUUCACAAACUGGUUCGUGCUUGGUGACAACGGCAUGAUGGAGGAAUUCACAGUCAGCUACACUGAGCAUCUAGUUCGACAGGCCUACAUGCAGUUCCUGGCUGAGGAGGAAGAGAGAAAGCGGAAAGAAGAGGACGCGAAGUCAUGGGAGGACGCUCUGAAGUGGAGAAGGUACAAUCUCGGCCUCAAGUUCUUCUAUCGCUGGCGUCAAAUCGCUCGCAACAAAGCCCUGGGCCGUCGCGCGAUAGAAGGCCGGGACCUCAUGAGAAAGUUCAGAGAGUCUCAGCUGGCCCAAGCAAAAGCAGACAAGGAAGCCGCCGCUAAAAAGAAGAGGAUCGAGGAGACAAAGCGUGCCAAACAGCUCGAGACAGACGCGGGUAACUUUGCAGAGAGUCUCUGGUCCUUGCAGCAUCAACAGCUCAACCGAAAACGGAGCCCAUCGGAGGACGACAUUCGCGAUGACGAUUCGGUAGCCGACGCUCUUCUUGGACCUCGAUCCCCGUCAGUCAGCUCUGUUCAGGAGAAAGGCAAGGGCUAUCGUCUUAGGCACUGGAAGGACACCAUCUCUAGAUCAGCUUCGCGUGUCCGAGACGGUGCCAUGGCCGUAUUUUCGUCAAGCGUCAAGGAAUCGCGCUAUCGCAGUACCGAAAGGGAUGACAGCAGCCGCAGUCCCCCAUCUCGCUCUGCAAGUCUAGGCCGUUCGCUCCCCCCCAGAAACCGGAGUACAAACUUCUCUGGAAUAGCCAAGCGGACCGCAUCUCCUGCGAACGAGGAGGCCGACAGGCUGAAGCGUCCCCGAAGCAUCGGACUCAAAACCAGCCACUUCAGACUCAGGGCCAUGGGAAUGAUCCAUAUGCCCAAUGGACAGUACCUUCAUGAGUCCAUCGCCAAGCCCAUGAUUGAGGGCAAGCGGUUCCCGGGCUUUGGAGACUACGGCCUACCGCCCGUCGUCAAUGGAGAGAGCGGUGCGGUCGAGGAAGCCCACUCUCCCCCUGUUGAGAACUCCUCGCAUGUCCAUACGAGGAGCUUGAGCUGGCGUACGCACGUGCCGCGCGUGUCGUCAGCAUCUAGCAUCCGUAGUGCCAUUCUCAACGGCGAGAGCCGUACGCCACCGCCGCAGCAUCACAAGCGGAAGCGGCUGGCCGCGGCGGACGGUGGCGGAGACGACGCCAUGUCGAUCAGCAGCAUCAAUCACCAGCAGCUCCGGGGCGACACGGGCUCGCCGUCCUGUGUCAAGAAGCAGCGGACGGACUUUGCCGAGACUGAGCGCAUCAUCCAGGAGAUGCGCGAGACCGGUGCGCUAAUGGAGGAGGGCGAAGCCUGGUACCGGGAGCAGAGCGAGCUCAUGGGCAGGGGCCAUACCCCUUGGUCCUAGGCUGGGCAGGAUCGUCUUUUAUUUCCUUCCAAGCUUUUAC
Gaeumannomyces tritici R3-111a-1 is the source of this 5459-nucleotide messenger RNA. RefSeq lists its product as hypothetical. Gene Ontology annotation, biological process: mRNA export from nucleus. Lineage: Eukaryota; Fungi; Ascomycota; Sordariomycetes; Magnaporthales; Magnaporthaceae. The coding region runs from base 1217 to 5419 and encodes 1400 amino acids. The record is from RefSeq and is a predicted model, not a curated record. The transcript has 2 exons. Gene Ontology annotation, cellular component: transcription export complex 2; nucleus; cytoplasm.